Molecule: messenger RNA, 863 nt
Organism: Hibiscus syriacus
Lineage: Eukaryota; Viridiplantae; Streptophyta; Magnoliopsida; Malvales; Malvaceae
Product: dnaJ homolog subfamily B member 1-like
Exons: 2
Coding region: 1-831 (276 amino acids)
Cellular component (GO): cytosol
Molecular function (GO): protein-folding chaperone binding
Source: RefSeq, a predicted model, not a curated record
AUGCAGCAUUCUCCAGUUCACAACUACGGCUACAAUGAACGACAUGAAUUUCAAUUCGAGAGACAUUGUUUCAACAAUCGAAGUAUGGAUGCUUUCUUCACUUCGGUCCCUUUGAGAAUUGCGAGUGAGAGGAGUCCCGCUCCGAGACCUAAUUCAUUCAAGAACAACAUUAACGAAAACUCGAAAAAUGCCGACAGAAGUGCAUUUGAUGAGAAUCAAUCAAGAAGUUCGUCCAGCAAGUGGAAUGAUGAGCCAAUCACGUACUCGAACUCAAAUCUGAUGGUGAAACCUCCGGCGAUCGAGAGAAAUUUGGAGUGCACGCUCGAAGUUGUGUUACGGAUGUACGAAGAAAGUGAAGAUCACAAGAGAUGUCCUUACACUAUCCGGAAAAUAAUACAAGAAGACGAGAUAUUAUCAAUAAAAGUGCAUCCAGGAUGGAAGAAAGGGACGAAGGUAACAUUUGAAGGGAUGGGAAACGAAAGCUUAGGGACUUACGCUGCUGAUGUAACCUUCGUAAUCGCCGAGAAACACCAUAGCUUGUUCCGAAGAGACGGUGAUGAUUUGGAGCUCAACGUUGAGAUCCCAUUGGUGAAAGCUCUCUCCGGUUGCUCCGUCCCAAUACCUUUAUUGGGCGGAGAGACCAUGGAUCUGGAAAUCGAUGAAAUCAUUUCGCCUGGUUAUCAAAGGGUAAUCGAAGGUCAGGGAAUGGCCAACAAGAAACAAGAGGGAAGCCGAGGGAACUUGAAACUAUCUUUCGUCGUUAUCUUUCCCAAAGAGCUUACAUCUGAACAACAGGCUGCUGCGGUCAGUAUUUUGGGAGAUUCUGGUUGAUCAGCGUGUCUGUGUGUGUAUUUGUUUAGAAA